Messenger RNA from Aphanomyces astaci, 2450 nucleotides. RefSeq lists its product as hypothetical. The transcript has 7 exons. NCBI's taxonomy places the organism in Eukaryota, Oomycota, Saprolegniomycetes, Saprolegniales, Verrucalvaceae. Gene Ontology annotation, molecular function: monoatomic ion channel activity; 3',5'-cyclic-nucleotide phosphodiesterase activity. Gene Ontology annotation, biological process: signal transduction; monoatomic ion transport; transmembrane transport. Gene Ontology annotation, cellular component: membrane. The record is from RefSeq and is a predicted model, not a curated record. Bases 137 to 2320 code for a protein of 727 amino acids.
CCGUCGUGGAUGGUGGUUUCGCGUGUGGUGGCACUGGCGGAGAUAGCAUCCACGGGACCCCUCUACGACGACGACGGAGCAUUUGUCGUCCUCUGGCAUCUCGUGUAACCUUGUCGAGGACAACCACCACCAGUCCAUGAACGUCAGUGUCAAAUCUCCCCGCGCAAGCGCGAAACCCGGGGCGCGGUCUGUUGUACCCUCGGAUUCGCUCCCGUCGCGGCGCAGCGUCGUUGAGUUACCCCCAAACGCCCGCCGCAACUUCCGCCAGCGCCACCGCGCCGCCAAAGCUCUGGACCAGCCUCGGAAUGCCGUGGGGGCGUUCGUCACACACAUCAAAGUCGAGCUGUUUUUCAUAUCAAUUGUCAUUUGCUACGGCAUCUUUGUGCUAGUGCAAAUGACGUUCGAGUCGCAGCUCAAGGUAUAUCAAGACGAGUUUGACUUGGUGGACCUCGUCGUGAGCUCAGUGCUGACAGUGGAAUUACUCUUGCGGCUCUUUGGGUUUGGGUUUGUCAUGCUCUUGAGUUUCUGGAACUGCUUUGACGCAGUGGUCGUGGUCGGGACGUUGGUCCUAAGUCUGUGGAGCUUCACGUCGGCCAACGGCACGGGAGCCGCCCUCGCGACGCUGCUCCGCAUGCGCCCGAUCCUUCGCAUCUUCCGCAUCGUCGUCGUCUUCGAGCGCAUCAAGCAGCGGUCCGCAGCCCUCAAGCACGCGCAUCGCGGCAGCACCCUCCAAACCCCCAUCGAAACCGUGCUCGGGACGUUGUAUGAGCUACGGUACCAACCGUCGAUCAAACCGAGCGUGCAAAACGAGAUCGACUAUGCUAUCUACUGCAUCAAGAACAACAAAUUGUACGACGCCGGAGAGCACAUGCUGAAUGGUCAAAACAUCGAUAAAGACACGCAAGACUGGCUCCGAGACGGGCUCCUCCGAAAGAACGACGCGUCCGCUGUAACGCCGUCGCCAGCCGCCACGGACGUCGGGGGCGGUGACGACGGCAAGGCCGGACGCCCGGGAGGAGGCGGCAUCGGCAGCCUCCGGAAAGAAAACUCGGGCAUCACCGACGAGCUAUUUCCCCUCACCGAGUCAGCCCGAAGUCACUUUAACGACCUCAUGACCACAGUGGCCGACUGGGACUUUGAUGUGUUUCGCCUCCAAGAGGUGACCAAAGGCAAUGCGUUGACACAUAUGGGGUACUUUUUGCUGCGGGAUUUGGUAGAGGAGCAUUUGCUCUUAGACGCGCACACACUUGCGGUGUUUCUCAUCGAGAUCCAGCAAGGGUAUAUCAUGGUGAACCCGUACCACAACGCCAUGCACGCAGCGGACGUGAUGCAAACAUCCAACUACUUUUCCACGCGAAAUACCAUCUCGCCCUUCUUGCGGCCGCUGGAUCGAACGCUCGUGCUGUUGGCUGCGUGCAUACACGACUACAAACACGACGGGUUCAACAACGGGUUUCAUAUUGCCUCGGGGUCCGAGUUGGCGAUUCGCUACAAUGACACAGCGGUGCUGGAAAACUUUCAUGUCGCGCAAGCGUUUUUGACCAUGAAGAGUGCCGGCUGCAUGCUGUUUGCCAAGCUCAAUCUCGACGAUUACAAGUACAGCCGAGACAUGCUGAUCCAGCUCGUGUUGGGCACGGACAUGGCCAAGCACUUUGAAGACGUGGCGUUGUUCAAGGCCAAUAUCAUGCCGCAAUCGCUGGACGAACGCAUGGAGAUCAAAACUCUCGGCGACAAGAAAAUGCUCAUGAAGAUGAUCAUCCAUACGUCGGAUGUGUCGAACCCGGCCAAGACACGCAUGACGAUGCUGCGGUGGACCGAUCGAGUUGUGGACGAGUUUUUCGGCCAGGGGGACAAGGAGAAGACGCUAGGGCUGGUCGUGUCGCCCUUUAUGGACCGCACGACCUUAGCUCUGAAGAAGAUGCAGCUCGGGUUCGCCGACUUUGUCGUGAGCCCGUUGUUUCACGUGUGGAGCAACAUCUCGGACCAGGUGCAGGCAGACGGGUACUCGACACUUCUGGACAACCGCGAGUGGUGGAACCAGCGGGAAGACAACUUCAAGCACUCGCAGAUCAAGGGUGUAGUCAAGGACCUGCAGCAGGAUGCGAACGUGGCGUCCGGCCUGCUGUCACACAAGACGUCGGGGGGGUCGUCUCGGGGGCUGUCAAUGGUGCGGGAAGGGGACGGCGGGACACGGGCGCCCGUGUCGCAAACCGACUCGGACGGCGGCGGGUCGCACAAGUUGGAGCUCGUGGUGAAAGAAACCAAAGAAACCAACAAAGGGGGGGGGGAAGGGGGACCUACGACGGCCACGACGCCGUAGGGGGCAGAAACGUGUGUGAAUAGAAGAACAUCGUAGGAGGAUUGAAUAGAAGUAGUAGCACGUAUACAGGAUGCAAUAAGCUAUUUACAGAGCACUCGAAUGUACCAAUCUAUAAGAAGCUAAACGUGCA